Molecule: messenger RNA, 446 nt
Organism: Venturia canescens
Lineage: Eukaryota; Metazoa; Arthropoda; Insecta; Hymenoptera; Ichneumonidae
Exons: 3
Coding region: 33-416 (127 amino acids)
Source: RefSeq, a predicted model, not a curated record
AAAUUAAACAAAGAAACAAGGCACCGAUCCAUAUGUCUAGAGCAACGCUUUGUAGGCGGGUUGAAAAUUUGUUUGAAGAAAAAAUGAAGGAAAUUCGGAGUACUCUUGAAAAGAAAGCGAUGUAUGUAUGUACUACAGCCGAUAUCUGGACCUCGCGAAGUCGCCGAUUUCUUGGUGUAACGGCUCAUUGGAUCGACGUCAUGACUUUAACGCGACAAUCUUUUGCCAUCGCGUGUCGGAGGUUCCCAGGAACUCAUUCAGCAGAAAGGAUUGCGGAGGUUUUAUUGGAUGUAAAUGAGUCUUUUGGAUUGUACACGGAAAAGAUCGUCGCAACUGUUAUCAAUAAUGGCUCGAAUUUCGCAAAGGCUUUUCGUGAAUUUGGUGUAAAUUCGCUCGACAGUUUCUUGCUUGAAUGAUGACGUCAUCUCGAAAUGAGACGCUCUUUC